AUGUCUCAGGGUCAGGAGAGUCCACGCUGCACACAAGAGCAACAAUUUCAGUCCUGCAUUAAAAGCAAGGGCCUGGAGGUUUCAGAGGUCCCCAAAUCUAAAGAGGAGGCCUCUUCCUCUUCUUCCUACCCUCCAAUCCCUGGUAACCUGGGGGAAAUUGCCACUGCUGGAAUGCCCAGCACUCCCCAGGUUCCACAAAGUGCCCACUCCCCCACUGCUAUGAUAGCCACCUCAUCAAGCAAAUCGGAUGAGGGCUCCAGCAGCCAAGAAGAGGAUGGUUCAGUGACCUCUCAGUCUCCGCCAGACACUGAAAAUCUGCCCAUGGAAACUCUGGAUGAGAAGGUGACUUUGUUGAUCCAGUUCCUGUUGCAAAACUAUCAAAUGAAUGAGCCGAUCACCAAGGCAGACAUGCUGAAUAUUGUUAUCAAAGAGUGCAAGGAUGAUUUCCUUGAGAUUCUCAAGAGAGCCUCUGAGUGCAUGGAGCUAGUUUUUGGUGUUGAUGUGAAGGAAGUCAACCCCACCGACCACCGCUAUGCCCUUGUCAACAAACUGGAUCUAACCUACAAUGCAAGCCUGAGUGGUGAUGAUGGCAUGCCCAAGACCAGCCUCUUGAUAAUUAUCCUGGGUGUGAUCUUCAUGAAGGGCAACCGCGCCAGUGAGGAGGAGAUUUGGGAGGUGCUGAAUAUGAUGGACCUAUAUUCUGGAAAGAAGCACUUCAUUUUUGGGGAGCCCAGGAAGUUCAUCACCAAAGAUUUGGUACAGGAAAAGUACCUGGAGUACAGGAAGGUGUACAACAGCGAUCCUCCAUGCUAUGAAUUCCUGUGGGGUCCAAGAGCCCAUGCUGAAACCAGCAAGAUGAAACUGCUGGAGUUUUUGACCAAGAUUCAUGAGUCUGACCCUAGGUGCUUCCCAUUCCAGUAUGAGGAAGCAUUGAGAGAUGAAGUGCAGAGAGCAAGAGCCCAAGCCCGAGCUGCAGCAAGAGCUGCCACUGCCACCAAGACCAGGGCAAGUUCCAAUGCUAAGCCCAGCCGCUUCUCCUGCCCCUAG
Molecule: messenger RNA, 1047 nt
Organism: Choloepus didactylus (southern two-toed sloth)
Lineage: Eukaryota; Metazoa; Chordata; Mammalia; Pilosa; Megalonychidae
Product: melanoma-associated antigen B16-like
Exons: 1
Coding region: 1-1047 (348 amino acids)
Biological process (GO): negative regulation of transcription by RNA polymerase II
Cellular component (GO): nucleus
Source: RefSeq, a predicted model, not a curated record